GUAACUAUAAAGCAAUUGUUCAGUUAUUUAUUUCAAUAUUUUGCUAUAACAUAUAUUUUGCAUAAGUCCGUAUAUCUUGGUGACCUUACUUACGAGCUAGAAAACACUUGGAAAACUCUUACUUCCUUGAGAACGAACCUGAUCGUAUUCCGUUUUUCAAUUCAUUAAAAAUAAAUUAAUGAAAUAAAAGGAAAGGAAGGAUCUUUCCACGGGAUCAGAAAAAACUAAAGGGACUUGGAGGUCUUGAAUGCUUACUCGCUCUGAGCAAGCUAGUCUUUCGCUUUUCUCAUGUCUAGGCAAGCUUUUAACCGUGUUUUCAAACCUCUCGUUCAGUAUGUACCUCGAAAUUUACAAGGAAAGUAUACAAACCGAUUGCCUUUAAGCAACUUGGCUAAGUUAAAGAUCAGUCCUGAAGAAAUGCAAAUUAUUAGGUCCACACGGAAGCUAGCGAGAUCUAAUUAUAUGACUUUUUAUUGUAUUCCAAGGGUUUGGUUAUUUUCGUUCAUUGAAGAUCUAAAUUCAAAACCGUUUCGGUAUCCUACCCUGCAUUAUAGCACUAGCCCUAUUCGUCUGUCCAUUAGAGCUGGGAAAAAAGGAGUCCACAAAAGCGCUGUUAUCCGUUCACAGAGUACACGACGGCUGAGGCAAGCUUUUAUUGAUGUUUUGGAUGCUUUACAUCACAGCGGACAUCGUUGUCUUCCAGAUGAACCCGUGGAUGUAAUUGUCGAUACUUAUAAUGGUGGUACAAAAGAUAUAUCUUAUGAAAAUCUGUUUUAUGAUGUACAACGCUCUUGGUUAACAUGCCUCAAUACCUAUCAUUGUCAGAAGCCUCCGAACAUUGAAGCCCUUUAUCAUGAUUGUGCGAACGUUGUAACGUUCGGUUUUGACAAUAUUUUUCUCUAUAGAAAAUGAUUUAUAGUAUAAAUAAAGAUUAAUUCGAAGUACAUAUACGCAUAUCGUUUGUCGAGAUAAUUAGACCCUGAUGAAUUUCAUCAAAUUUUUAAUGUUCUUUAAAACCGUACUAAUAUUAACGCUUAUAAACUA
Messenger RNA from Schizosaccharomyces octosporus yFS286, 1044 nucleotides. RefSeq lists its product as uncharacterized. The coding region runs from base 289 to 912 and encodes 207 amino acids. The transcript has a single exon. NCBI's taxonomy places the organism in Eukaryota, Fungi, Ascomycota, Schizosaccharomycetes, Schizosaccharomycetales, Schizosaccharomycetaceae. The record is from RefSeq and is a predicted model, not a curated record.